Molecule: messenger RNA, 1356 nt
Organism: Cladophialophora yegresii CBS 114405
Lineage: Eukaryota; Fungi; Ascomycota; Eurotiomycetes; Chaetothyriales; Herpotrichiellaceae
Product: kynurenine 3-monooxygenase
Exons: 1
Coding region: 1-1356 (451 amino acids)
Biological process (GO): NAD+ metabolic process
Cellular component (GO): mitochondrial outer membrane
Molecular function (GO): FAD binding; kynurenine 3-monooxygenase activity; NAD(P)H oxidase H2O2-forming activity
Source: RefSeq, a predicted model, not a curated record
AUGUCCUUCGCAGACCUGCGUGACGAGGAAACCACACCUCUCAACUUCACAAAGUCAAUCAACCUUGCUCUGUCUGAACGUGGGAGCAACGCGCUUCGGUCGGCUGGAAACACCGAUCUGCUGGAUAGAAUCCUCGACCGGACGAUCCCCAUGCAUGGCCGGAUGAUCCACGCCCGGACCGCCACGGGCGCCCUGUCCCAACAAUCCCAAGCAUAUGAUGUCCAUGGCCGCUUCCAACGCUCUGUCGACCGUGGGGAGCUCAACAAAGUCUUGCUCGACCACCUGGAUUCCUUACCUAACGUCAAGUUCUUCUUCCAGCACAAGAUGACAGGCGCCGACUUCCGGCAGAAAAAGGCAUGGUUUGAGGUCAUGGAUAAGGACAGCACCGGUUCUUCCGGACGGGCAAAGGAGAUUGAGGUCUCUUUCGACCUGUGUAUCGGCGCUGAUGGUGCACACUCGGCAACCAGACACCAUAUGAUGAAGUACGCACGUAUGGACUACCAGCAAGAGUACAUCGACUGCUUGUGGUGUGAGUUCAGAAUGCCUCCAUCCAAGGCAGGCGACUUCGCCAUCUCUCCAAACAAUCUGCACAUAUGGCCGGCUGGCAGCUUUAUGUUCAUCGCUCUCCCCAACCUCGACAGAUCCUUUGUAUGCACGCUCUUUGGGCCCGUCGAGCUGUUCUCCAAGCUUGAGAAUGGGUCUGACGCAGAUCUGGUGUCGACGUUCGAUCGGUACUUUCCCGGCGUGACGACGUAUAUUCCGCCAGCGGACCUGGUGGCGCAGUUCAAGCGCAACCAACAUCUCCCGCUGAUCAACAUCAAAUGCUCGCCACAUCAUUUCGGAGACAGUGUCGUAAUACUAGGAGAUGCCGCGAACGCGAUGGUCCCUUUUUACGGUCAAGGGAUGAACGCUGGGUUGGAGUCGGUGCGGGUGUUGUUCUCAAAGCUGGACAAUACUCCGAACAGCAUGGACGCACUCGCCAGCUACACGGCAGAGCGCACAGAAGAUGCUCAUGUCAUUGCGGAUCUGGCGCUGGCAAAUUACACCGAGAUGAGCUCGUCGGUCACCUCGCCUCUGUACAAAUGGCGCAAGUGGAUUGAAGAGCGGCUCGACAAGUACGUGCCUAGCUGGGGCUGGGCCACCCAGUACUCUAGAGUCAGCUUCAGCAACAUGCGAUACAGCGACGUGAUCAGGAAGUCAAAGAGCCAGAAGCGCAUACUCACCGUCCUGUUGCUAGUCAUUGCAGCAGCUGGUGCUACGUUGCCGGUCGCUGGCAUCUGGUGGUUGUGGCCAUUAAUCAGGCGGAGGUUCCGACAACAGCGAAAGGCGUUCAACCUAGGCCGUGCUGGAGGAUGA